GUUCCAUCUCGAACUAAUGGUCCAUCCUUAGCUAAAAUUUUAUAUUGUUUAAAAACGCUACAAAUCUAAAUAAAAGGCUUUCUGAUCAGCUGAUGGAUUAGCCAUGUCCACCGAUCCCGACAAAAUGGCCAGCGAUUGCGCCGAUCCCGGCGCCCAAAUUCCCGCAAAUAAGGAGUCCUCCGUUGACGAGGGCCAAGUUGAUCCCGCCGCUUCCUCUUGCUCCUUCGAAAAACAGAAGGACUCCACGGACAUGGAUAUAGACAACGACCUGACCACCAACGAGCGGAUGCCCACGGUGGACGAGCUAGAGCAGCCGAAGCAGCCCAAAUCAAAGCCACGGGAGGUAAAGAAGGAGCAGGAACAGGAGCCGAAGACAGAGCCUGAACAGGAGCAGAAGCCAAUGGAACUGCCAAUCCAGCCGCCGAGCCCGCCGCCGUCAGCCAUUAAAAUGGAAGAGGAGGACAAGCCAGUGAAGUUGCCAUCGCAAAUCCAGGAGGAAAUUGCACCCAGUUCGCCGGAGGCACCACCCAAUCCCAGCCAGCAGCGUCCGGUGGGAAAAAUCACUCGCAGUAGCCUGAAUGGCAACCAAGGUAGCCAGGUGACCACCACUACCAACCGAACCCCAACCAUAAUGAAGCGUCUGCGGAAAAGCACGCGCUUCAAGGCCAAGCAAACGGGCAAGGGAAAUUCGGGAAGCAGUAAUAGCCAGUCGAAUGGCCACAACAAUGGACCGAAUGGCUCCACCGGCAGCUCUACUCAUCUCGCCGGAGCCGGCGCUCAUCCCAGUAACACCAACAAGCAUGGCAAGUCCGGACCAGCUGGUCCGGGAGGAGCCACCGGAGCCCGAAAUCGUCGCUCUCUGUUCAAGAGGCCCGCCCAAAAGACUCCAAAGGUUCAGGCCUGCACAAAGUUUGUAAAGAGCGUCUUCUACAAGGGCAGCUAUAUGCAAAUCGGGGACAUUGUCAGCAUCGUGGAUGGCGAUCAGAAUUUGUACUACGCCCAAGUACGUGGACUGCUCGUGGACGCUUAUUGCGAGAAGUCCGCCUUCCUCACUUGGCUGAUUCCCACGCAGGACAGCCCGGAUCCCCAGGAGGGGUUUGAUCCGGCCACCUACCUUAUUGGACCCGACGAGGAGCUAUCCCGAAAGCUUUGCUAUCUGGAGUUCGUUAUGCACGCGCCCAGCAACUACUAUUUCGAUCGCAGCACCCCAUUCCCCCUGCCGGAUGUAGACGAGUAUACUGCCCAGAGAUCAGGCGGAUAUAUCUGGACGCGACUGCCGGUGGUGAAGCGGGAAAAGGGGAGCGGACUCAAAACGGGCGGUGCCUCCUAGCAGGGAAGAUGGCUCAAGGGCAACAUGAAGAAGGCCAGAGCCAGAGUACUGAAUUUGAAUAAUCUAAUUUAUUGAGUGGAAAAUAUAGAAGUGUUCUAAAGAAAAUAAGUGUUUUAUUUUAAAUUUGAGUCAUAAAAACCACAUAUUCCACUAAUUUAUUAAUUAUGACUAUGACCGAAUUUAUGACUAUUCUAUUAAGAACCUUAAAUCUUUAUAAUGUAUCCCGAAUAUAUUU
Molecule: messenger RNA, 1565 nt
Organism: Drosophila rhopaloa
Lineage: Eukaryota; Metazoa; Arthropoda; Insecta; Diptera; Drosophilidae
Product: proline-rich receptor-like protein kinase PERK12
Exons: 2
Coding region: 104-1330 (408 amino acids)
Biological process (GO): chromatin organization
Cellular component (GO): nucleus
Source: RefSeq, a predicted model, not a curated record